AUGCGCAACGUUCGACUUCUGAUCACUGAUAUUCUUGUUCUACUACUUCAAAUUUGUGUUAUCAUUUCUGCUGGUUUGAUCCUCUUCCUGUUUUUUAGAAAUAAAAAGCUACGCAAGAAGCCUAGCCAUCGGUUACUACUUUUUCUGACAUCUACUGAUUUCCUUCAUGCAACAACAGCCCUAUUCUACUCCAUAUAUCUGACAGCAAGUUGGGAUCCAACAACUAUUGACUUGAAUCCAUAUAUUGUUUUGAUUUUUAGUACACCUUUAGUAAUCCAGCUAAAAAUCAACUUAACUUUGACUAUAUCCAUAGCUUUUGAAAGGACCCUGGCUCUUGCCUUUCCCAUGACUUACCGUAAGCUGUCCUCUUCCACAUAUGCAGCCUACAGCCUGCUAAUCGGCUGCUUACUCGCAGUUCUUGAUCUCGUCGUCGACUUUAUUCUCAAUCCUUUCAAUCAAAAACCAAAUUGUGCAGCUAUUGGUUGCUUUGUUAGCAAAGAAUUUCACUAUUACUGGGGAUCCAGUAACAUGGCGAUGGGGUCCGUAGUUAUUGUCCUAACAGCUGUGGUUAUGGCUAAGUUACGCUCCAUUCAGAAGCAUUCUCAAAACGCUCAACUGGCUCCGGCAGUUGGCAAGGAGUCGAACAACUUUGCGCAGGUAUGUUUGGUCAAAGAGAAUGUGCCCAGGGGUGAAUGA
Messenger RNA from Haemonchus placei, 696 nucleotides. NCBI's taxonomy places the organism in Eukaryota, Metazoa, Nematoda, Chromadorea, Rhabditida, Trichostrongylidae. The record is from the annotation of a GenBank genome assembly.